GGUGAGAGGAACAAUUGGAAUGUAACAGUUGGUAAGAAUGGCACGGAAACAGUUGGCAUUUUUCAUUACGUUGCUGCUUGUCCUGCAAAUGGCAUUGGUGCUCUUUGCCCUCUAUCGGCAGUUUAUACUGAAGUGGUCCGUAGAUCACUUGGGCACAUCACUGAACCUCCAAGGGGACGCGCAAAUCCCAGAACCAAACCAGCAAAGGUUCUGGAAAGUUGACGAGAACAUCAGAAACAUCACCAGUACCCUGAGGGUAGACAUAGGAGGCGGCCGGGUCCCAAUAGUUAUCAACAGAACAUUCUCAUCGGCUCUCACUCCUGCCAGUACCUUCACUCUGGUGACAAGAAAUUUUGCCGAUGAGUUUCCAUAUCUGCAGAGCUACAUAUGUCAGAUAGCGAUAGCCCCGCCUGACCUGUGUCACGUAUCCAGUGGACAACGGCUAAUUUUGCUGGCUCUCAAAUCUCACUCUUCUAGGUUUGACAGGCGCCGCUUACUGCGGGAUACUUGGGUGAAGGAUUCAACCAAACCUGAUGUGGUGGUACGUCACAUCUUUCUCUUGGCUCAGGUGGAAGAAAAAGGCAUCAUGGAUCUCGUGAAGUUGGAGUCCAACUCUUUCGGAGAUCUGAUCGUGUGGAACUUUACCGAGACUCAUCACCACUUGCCACUGAAGGAGCGCUGCUUUCUGGAGUAUCUUUCACACAGCUGCUCAGCUGCCUCAAUGGUCUUCAAAGGGGAUGAUGAUAUUUUUGUAAACCUACCAAACCUUUUGACGUAUCUGCAGCAAAACCAAGAUGAGUCCAAGCCAAUGAUGUAUGGAUAUAUUCACUGGAACGAUCCUGUCCUCAGGUUCGGUAAAUAUAGUGUGAAUAGAACUUUGUAUUUCUGUAACCAUUACCCACCGUUUGCGGCUGGGGGUGCCUUCAUCAUGACAAUUAGUUCCGUGAGGAGAUUGUACAAAGCGUCCCUUAUUGUCCCAGUCUUCCCACUAGAUGACGUUUACCUGGGGUUCCUCGCCUUUGCUGGAGGCGUGGAGAUGAAGCACGACGAUCGCUUUGACGUGUUUGGAUAUUUUAAGAAAGACGUUUGCUCGAUCCAGAAGGUCCUGGCGAAACACGGAUUAGGUCCAGCGGAAAUUAAAUCACUGUCGUCACAAAUUCAAAGUGAAAAAUCCUGUUUCUGA
Messenger RNA from Callorhinchus milii (elephant shark), 1183 nucleotides. RefSeq names its product N-acetyllactosaminide beta-1,3-N-acetylglucosaminyltransferase 2-like. Gene Ontology annotation, molecular function: protein N-acetylglucosaminyltransferase activity. Gene Ontology annotation, cellular component: membrane. The transcript has 2 exons. The coding region runs from base 38 to 1183 and encodes 381 amino acids. Lineage: Eukaryota; Metazoa; Chordata; Chondrichthyes; Chimaeriformes; Callorhinchidae. The record is from RefSeq and is a predicted model, not a curated record.